CAAGACCAGGAUGAUUGCAGCACCAACCCGCUCAUUUCACAGGACUCCCAGGUCUCCUGCCGCAAAGGCAGUAGGAAGUCCCCCAGCUGAGGUCACAGUAGCUGAAUCUGAAGGCCAGCUGCAGUUGAACAGCAAUUCCUCACAUGCUCUCAGAUCUCCAAGCAGACAGAGGGCUUCUAGCUGUGGAAAACAGCCCAAAAUUCAAAGCAGACCUGCACCCUUGUCAUCAGCCUCCAAAAACCAGAGUGAUUCUUCUCAAGCGAGGAAACUUGUAUCUAAAACAACGCCAUGUUUGCCUGCGGAAGUGUUGGAGCGACAGCAGGAGGCAGCCCCCAGCCACAGCAGGGCCUUCACAAGUGAACCCUCUCCAGUGGCUCCAAAGUUAUUACAGGGCAUUGUGUCAUUUACAAAGGUCCAUCCACCUCUGUCCACCUUGACCUCAAGGAACCAGAGUAUCUCCUUUGAACGCGAGAGGAUUGUGAAGGCCAACAAGCUGAGGGAGCUUCUAAAGCGAGAAUGGAAAAAAGAGAGGAAGCACAAGAAAAGCAAAUCCAUCGUUUCUGAAUGCAACACACCACAGGACCGUAACAAGAUGACAAUGGCAGACCUUAUCCACUAUCUUCCAGACACCAAUCCAAUGAAAUCCUACCUCGUGGAGGAGAUGAAACACACUGAAAAAGUUGUUCCGUCAUCACCGUGCAAAAAUCUGCAUGAGGACCCACGAAAAAAUGAAGUAGAGGAUGACAGGCAUGUGGAGGAUACUGAUAAUGAUCCUGCCCAGGAUGCUCAGCUGGCAGUGCCUAGGGUAAAAGUGGCAGAAGACGGUUCCUUGAUUAUCGAUGAGGAAAGUUUAACUGUUGAGGUCUCGAGGGUUAAAGGCCCUAACACAGUGGAGGAGAAUGACCCCAUUUUUGAACGUGGAUCUUCAACGACUUACUCGAGCUUCCGGAAAACCAGCUACACUAAGCCCUGGUCUGACAAAGAGACAGACAUGUUCUUCUUGGCCAUCAGCAUGGUAGGGACUGACUUCUCCAUGAUUGGCCAGCUUUUUCCUCACCGUGAAAGGGCAGAGAUUAAGAACAAAUUCAAAAAAGAAGAGCGAACUAAUUCUUGGAGGAUUGAUAAGGCUUUCAGAGAGAAGCGCCGACUUGACCUUAACUACUUUAACACACUCCUGAAGAAGACUCUGGCUGAGGAGAACAUGAAGCGGGAGAAAUCUAAACCUGAUAGUCAGAUCAAGAGAAAGGUAGCAAGAAAACCGUCUAGUAAACAAAAAGGUAAGGUCCUUAGCCCUAAUGACCAAACUGCUGAGGAGGAAAUGGACAACGAAGUGGCUGAGGUGGACUCUGAGACAGCUGAGAAAGAGAAUGAGGACUGCACUAAUGUCAUUGAGGCUGCAAACGAAGAUGCCUCUUUCCAAAGGAAACACAAAUCUAAACUUGAGGAACUGGAAGAUUCAUCCUCUGAAAAGCACACAAAUGGAAGGAGGCCAAUUAACUGUAGUAAUGAUGAUGAUGCUGUAGUCAGUGAUUUAGUUACAGACACUCCAGCAUCUCAUGCUGAUGCGAAAAGGUUGGAGACACCUGAUCAUCCUGAGGUAGCCAGAAAGGGGCCAGUGAUCAAGCCAGCCCAGCUGUCAAGGGGACGCCUCCAAAAACCUAUCCCAAACUUUGAAAGGCACUGGGCCAAGAAGCUUCUGGGGAUGAAAGAAAAGCCUUGUAAUAAAGCUAAAGCAGGAUGUGAGCAAGAUCAGGAAAUUGGUGUCAUAGAGGCUGGUGCUGAAGCUGAAGGAUACGUGGAGAACAAGCCUCAGCAAAGUAAGAGGCAAGCUGGAGGCGUCACCUCUCUUGACGAUGAUAAGGACGAGGAUACAGAGGAUGAGCUGGACCUAAUGGCCAUGCAGGAACAGAUGCUCAACAAGCCCACCAGGUCAGGAAGAAUCCCGAAGAUAUCCCAGGUCUUGCAACAGGCUGGAGAGGAAGACUCCCCUGAUGAGGCUUCAUCCACCUCUCCUCCACCACAACCAAAGGCCUCCCCCAAACAGCAGCGCAGGAGAGCCAAACCUAAGCCCAACUUGGACAUGAGCAAGAGGAGCAAGGGAGGCUUGAGGUCCAAGCUGGUCACCUUGCGAGCCCCACUUCCAGAGGACUGCGAGGAAGAGGAACAGAGUGAGGCCCGGCCCGAGGAGACCUACAGUUUUCCCAUCAACCCUGAGGAGCAGAACCAGGCACCUGCCUUUGUGCCCUUGAGCCUACGUUCUCCAGAACCUGUGAGGCUGGAGGUUGAGGAAAGCAUGGAGGAGCUUGAGAUUUCGGUCAAUGUCCCUGAUGUCCUGGACGUGUCUGAAACUCAGGAUAGCCUCUGUUCUCAGUCAGAGUGCCCAGGGGUGCAGGAGGAGGUGACUGUGACUACAGAACAUCAGUUAGAUCUACUUGUUGAUGUGAUGGAGUAUUUGUCCCCAGAACAUGAAGAAGUGGUAACAAACUCUGAAGAGAGCUCUAAUGAGGCGGCCCGGACACUCCUGACAAUAAGAAACCCAGAACUCUUCUCCCUAGCUACCUCCACAUGCCACACUGAAGCUUCCAUUCCUGAGGAGCCCACCUUAAAGAAGCCCGAAAAAGAGGAUGCAACUGGGACGGAGAACAAGCCGGAACAUAUUGAGCAAACACUGUGUGUUGCAGAGCCUUCUCAUACCAAGACCUGUGACUUCUCUGACCCCAGCUCUUUAGACAGGGCUAAUCACCCACAGCCUGAAUCUGCAGCACACUUAGACAUGGUACAGGAAACCUAUGGAUCCGACAAUCAACGGAUAGAGACCUCUUGCCCGUCUCCAUCGUGUCAAGAGAGUAACAUCUGUGCCAGUUCAAGAGAUGCAGAGGACCCCUCGUCUGACUUGAGCUCAUUUCUUAAAGCCACACAGAUCAGAAAAAGCCGGUUUGCAAAACCCAGACCAAAUUUGGGAGGAAUAACCCAAAAAUGUCAAGUUCAGCUGAGCCGGAGUAGUGUACCCACCAGCUCAGAAGAUGCUGCUGACUUUGCUUCAAGCCCAGUUUUUCUGAAGCCUUUUGAAGAAGAAAAGAGUAAUGCUGAGAAUAUUGCCAAGGGUAAAGUUUUGGAAGAAAGCAAGGAUGAAGGAGCAAGUGUGAAAAAAAUGAAUGAAAGGUUGGAAGACUCAGCUAAUUCUCAGGAAGGGGCCCAGAGCUCUGAUGCAUUACCUCCGAGGACCAGAGAGCCUCAGAGCCGGAGAAGUCGAUUCCCCAAGCCCAAACCCAACCUGGAUCGUGCCACUCGAAAUCCACAGAGGGCAACAUCCCAGACACACUCAGCACCUAACACAGGGAUGGGCGAAUGGUCGGUCGGCGAACUGAACACAGGCGAAGAUCCGAAAACGGGGUCGAGGGACAAGGACUUGAGCAAAGUGAGGACAUCUAUGAGUGAAGCUCAGUUAAAGGAAGGUGAAAGGCCCGGAUGCAAAGCAACAAUUGAACAGCAACAAGCCACAAAUCUCCACACUGACAAGGAGCUUGUCUUUACCCCCAGUGGCACAACAGAAGAUGAGUUCAACCACCGGGAGCCCACUAUUAUCCUGACUCUGUUCCAAAUUCCAUCAUCGCCAGCUGAUGAGUACGAGUCCAGCUCUGUUCCAGUUGGGACAGUCACCGCUGAGCUCCUCUCUCCUCUAAUGUUUGUGGAUGCACAGUCUGAACCUCAGAGGUAA
Molecule: messenger RNA, 3718 nt
Organism: Scleropages formosus (Asian bonytongue)
Lineage: Eukaryota; Metazoa; Chordata; Actinopteri; Osteoglossiformes; Osteoglossidae
Product: transcription factor TFIIIB component B'' homolog
Exons: 24
Coding region: 11-3718 (1235 amino acids)
Biological process (GO): RNA polymerase III preinitiation complex assembly
Cellular component (GO): transcription factor TFIIIB complex
Molecular function (GO): TFIIIC-class transcription factor complex binding
Source: RefSeq, a predicted model, not a curated record